UAGUUAACAUGACAUCCUCAAUUGAUAUGUAUGCCAAGUGUGGAACAAUAAAGUAUGCUGAGAGGAUAUUUAACAAUGGAUCCAUUUGUAGAGAUGUUAUCCUAUGGAACUCUAUGAUAACAAGCUAUGGUAUUCAUGGUCAUGGACAGCAAGCUCUUGGUAUGUAUAGAAAAAUGAAGGAGGAGGGAUUUGAGCCAAACGAAACCUCCUUUCUUUCUCUUCUAACUGCUUGUAGUCACUCAGGACUUCUUGAAGAGGGGAUCAAGUUUUUCCACAGCAUGGAGAGAAACCAUAACAUUAGGCUGACAGAAAAACACUAUGCUAGUUUUGUGGAUCUUCUAAGCAGAGCAGGCAGAUUUGAAGAAGCUGAGGCAUUGAUUGAACGAAUGCCUUUUAAACCAGGAAGCUCUGUUUUUGAAGCAUUGCUCAGUGGAUGUCAAGCUCACAAGAACAUUGAACUGGGUAUAAAGACGGCAAAUAGAUUACUUUGUAUUGAUUCCAUGAAUCCUAGUGUUUAUGUAGGUGUUUCAAAUAUUUAUGCUCAAGCAAGGAGAUGGGAUGAUGUGAACUACAUUCGAAACCUCAUGAGGACAAGAGGACUACGGAAAACACCCGGGUGUAGCUUGAUUGAAGUGGGAAACCAGGUCCACACAUUCUUCGCUGGAGACAAUUCACAUCCUAAUUGGGCAGAUAUUUAUCAGCAUUUAGAGAACAUAAGAGUAGAAGUGGAGGCUUCUGGUUAUAUCCCCAAUACAAGCAGUGUUCUUCGCAAUGUAGAUGAGCCAAUGAAGAUAAGGCUGCUAUGGGGGCACAGUGAGAGAUUAGCCAUUGCAUUUGGGCUCUUAAGUACACCAGCUGGGAGCUUGAUUAGAAUCACAAAGAAUCUAAGAGUGUGUGUUGAUUGUCACAAUGUGACUAAACUUAUAUCAAAGAUGAUGAGGAGGGAGCUUAUUGUGAGAGAUGCCAAUCGUUUUCAUCACUUUGUGAAUGGGAAGUGCUCUUGUAAUGAUUACUGGUGAUGAGCUCUUUUCUCCUUGUCACAAAUUGCCAAACUAAAAUGUUAUCUGCUAUUGUGCCCAAGAAUUACUUGCUUGACUGACUUUGAGAUACAGAGUACGAAUAAUAACAUUUGCCAGUGGAGAAAAAAGAGGUUAUGUUGUAUUCUAUUUAAUCAGAUGAUGUUGUAUUGUUUGUUGUUUGAUGUUUUUUUUUUGAUUGGAUUGAUGUUUGUUUUUUGAAGAAGGAAAAAAGAUAAACAAGCAUUGAAUAUUUGAAUAUUAUGACAGAGCUCAAAUUGUUAUACCAGUACAGUACAACCAUUAACGUACAGGCCCUCUGCUCCUUCCGUCAGCAGAUGACUGAAAGUAGAAAGAGAAACUUAGACGCUAAGUAUUUGUUCAAAGAAGAUGCCAUGCAAGUCGAUUUUACUUUAAUUUACUUUUGCUACUUUAAUUUACUUUUGCUACUUUACUAAACUGCUAUAUCUUUCUUCUUCCUUGCUACAAUUUUUCUCCGAAUAUUCAUAUCUCAACCUCGGAACAUUGGACUAGGCCACGAAGACAUGUCGAAGAACCGAUUGCAAGAGAAGGCUCAGAAAAGCCAUUCAAAUUUUCCCUCGUAUUCAUCCACCCGGAUAGGAACGGAUCAUGCCCCAAAAUUCAAAGCAACCGUCAACUUCAAAGGAAACACUUUCGUAAGUCCUACCUUUUGCUCUACUCUUAGAGAGGCAGAGAAUGCUGCAGCAGAAGUAGCAUUGAACACAGUUGAAAAAGGAGGGCAUAAGGCAGCAGUACUGGUGAGAAGCAAAAACCGUAGUGCAUACAUGUUUAAGAACCGAUUGCAAGAGAAGGCUCAGAAAAGUCGUUUAAAAUUUCCCUCGUAUUCACACACCCGGAAAGGACAGGAUCAUGCCCCACGAUUCAAAGCAACCGUCAACUUCGAUGGAAAAACUUUUGAAAGUCCUACCUUUUACCCUACUCUUAGAGAGGCAGAGAAUGCUGCAGCAGAAGUAGCAUUGAACACAGUUGAAAAAAGAGGGCAUAACCUAGCAUUGGCCGCAGUACUGGCUGUCCUAUUCCUAUUUCUACAUGCAUGGCUGUAUCCCGAGUCCACAAGAGAACCCUGAAACGGGAGCAAACCGCCCUUCCACCUUUCUCGAGUGCUGCAGGAGUAAACGUCUUUGGAGCUUCUCAACAGGAAAAUCAUCGAUUUUGUUGUUCAGUGUUAUAGAAUCUACCGUGUCGUUUGCACCAGAGAUAAAUAAGUUUGUUAAACUUGUUCAAUGUUAUACAAUCUACCGCGUCGUUUGCACCAGAGAUAAAAAUAAGUUUGUUAAACUUUAUAUCAGUUGCACCUUCUUUGUUCGUUGUUCUGUUUUGUUUCGCUCGUUGUUUGGUUCGUGUUGUGUAAUGAAGUGAAAACUGAGAAGUGUGAUCCGGGG
This is a messenger RNA of Rosa rugosa (rugosa rose), 2440 nucleotides long. RefSeq names its product putative pentatricopeptide repeat-containing protein At3g23330. The record is from RefSeq and is a predicted model, not a curated record. The coding region runs from base 9 to 1019 and encodes 336 amino acids. Lineage: Eukaryota; Viridiplantae; Streptophyta; Magnoliopsida; Rosales; Rosaceae. The transcript is spliced from 3 exons. Gene Ontology annotation, molecular function: RNA binding; zinc ion binding; protein binding. Gene Ontology annotation, biological process: RNA modification.